This is a messenger RNA of Caenorhabditis elegans, 2283 nucleotides long. RefSeq names its product Transcription factor ets-4 (gene ets-4). The record is from RefSeq and is marked reviewed. Gene Ontology annotation, cellular component: nucleus. Gene Ontology annotation, biological process: regulation of transcription by RNA polymerase II; regulation of DNA-templated transcription. Gene Ontology annotation, molecular function: sequence-specific DNA binding; DNA-binding transcription factor activity. NCBI's taxonomy places the organism in Eukaryota, Metazoa, Nematoda, Chromadorea, Rhabditida, Rhabditidae.
AGCGAUAAAAUAAAAUUUGACUGAUUAACAGUGCCACUUUAUUCGUUACUACUCUAGUGCACAAACAGGUCGACACUACUCUUCGGUCUCGACUUAACCUACCAUCUUCAGUACUAACUUUUAUUACUAUCUCACUUGUACUGUUCAAUAUGACUGCUGCUUAUUGCGAGACCCAAUUUCAUGGUUUGAACCAAUUCGCGUUCCCGUUCAACAACUUGGAAUACAAGUACGGAAGUUAUUCUUCAUCAAUGAACGGUACUGGCUCAGUCGGUCACAGAUGGAAUUCUCUGAGCCCGGAGCCACAUUCCGGAACGGAGUCAACCGCAAGCACUCCUUUUGUUAAAAGCGAGUUCCCAUUUGAUGAUGAUCUAUUCGGAAUCGACCAGGUAAACAACGUCAAACCACAUCCGAUGGAUAUGCCAUGCAAUCUUCCAAUCCAACCCAUCGAGUAUAACCGUCGAUUCUCAAAGGACGCCGAUCACAGCACGUUUGUGAAGAAUGAGAUUGAAGAAAACAUUCUCAAUUUCAAUGUCAAUCCGGAGAUUGCGCAAGACAACGGUCUUGACACCCAGCAAAUUGACAUCUACAGGGACCUGAUUCUCCGUCAUCUGAUUCAAGACAUCAGUACAACUUGUGCCAAAUUGGGACUUCCAAAUGAUUUCUACCUGUGGUCAUCCGAGCAUGGAGCACGAUGGAUCAACGAGAUGUGCAUGCAAUUCAAUCUUCAGCCGCCUAGAAACUGUUCAAUCACUGGUAUUGAUUUGCUCGGCAUGAGUCAAAAAGAUUUCGAAAUGAUUUUGCCGGCGGGAGGCGACACGUUGCAUGCCCAACUCCAAGUGUGGAAGACCGCAUUUGAAAACUAUCAUCCACCCGUGACCGUUCAGAGCUCCGGAAUGACCGCUGCCGAAAAUAACAUGCAGUCAAAAACUAAUUGGCUAGCCAGCACCAACAAUCAAACAAACAACAUGGCAGCUGCUGAGAACCCGAAUCAUCCAUUUUUCAAUGGAAACGGAGGGUAUCCAAACAUGUCGAUGAGCAGCUUCUUUCAACAGGGAACUGUUUUGCCAUCGCCAAGCAACAGCGAUACCAGCAGCAAUGGGAGCAGUCAAGACAUGAAUGACGAUGAUAUUGAUCUUCACAUGAACAAUUCGAACUGUGGUUUCUCAAACUUCUUUCACAACCAGGGUUACAUGAACUCCCCUAUUGACGCAAUGUGCAACGGAAGCGAGGGAGAUGACGAUGAGCGUGCCUACACUCGUCAUCAAGGAACUGUUCAUCUGUGGCAGUUUAUUCGUGAGCUUUUGGAUCAACCAAAACAGUACAGUGCAUGUGUUCGAUGGGUGGAUAGAGAUGAGGGAACUUUUAAAAUCGAGUCUUCCCUCCUGCUGGCUAGAUAUUGGGGACAACGAAAAAACCGUUCACAGAUGAAUUAUGACAAGUUGUCCAGAAGUCUUCGACAGUACUAUAAGAAAGGAAUCAUCCAAAAGCCGGAAAAGAAGCAGCGUUUGGUGUACAAAUUCCUGCCUCCUUAUAACUUGUAGUCAUCUGGCAGAAAGACAACGACGUGUUGCUAUCUGUGUAUGUGUCAAUACUCUGUUUACAUUUUUCAACUUGUCCUGUCGGUCCAGUGUGGUCCCAUUUCCCGAUAUCUGUGAUUCAAGAUAUACUUCCAUGUACUGUUCGUUGUAGAACAUAUUCCUAUUGUGUCCCAUACUUCUUUUUAAUACCCGAGUCAAUCAUUCAAGGUUUUAUUCAACUUCUUUAUUUUCUUUUUUUUUCUCAUUCUUUUUCAAUUGUUGGGAACAAUCAAAAAGUAUUACAAAUGUUAUUACCAUUUAGAGUGUGUAGUUCAGAUGUCUGAAUAUUGUUUCACUCGAUUUAUUUAUUGUAAUGCAAUAUUUACCGGUUUGAAACCGUGCAAUAUGUUGUUCUCUAUUUAUUCUCGUUCUCAUGUCAGAACUCUUCCUCUCUCCCAAAUACUUUACCAAAUAACGGCUCAUAUAUCCACCAGUGACAGAAAAAUAAGCGUUUUACUGAACUGUUCCCGAUUGUAUUUAUACCAAUAUGAUUAUGUUAAUUAUAACAAUUAUAAUAUUGUAUCAAAAAAAUGUUUUAAUUUUACAUUCCAUUUAUACUCCAGCCUCCUUCCCCUGUUUACUAGCCUAGUUAUCCCCCAAAGAAAUUGUAUUACAACAAUGUGUAGUCCCAGUGUUUUUUUAUAUCAUUGUGCAAUUAUUUAUUCAGAUUGUAUUAUAUAUUAAUGAACCAGAUAAAUAUUUUUUC